CAGUCUGGCAACUCUGCGCCGCAUCUCAUGUCUAUCGCGGCGUUUGUUUACAAUGGUGCGCAUUAAAAAUCGUUAUAUAGCCGUGCAAGUUGUACCAUAUGCGCCUGUUAAGAGCCUGCGCCUCAACGACCAUACGCUGACCAAAUGCCUGCUGCAAAAUAUAGAGAAAUACUACGGUGUGUACGGGCUGGGCGUCUUGGAGCACGGUUUCCGUGUGAAAUACUGCAAUGAGCGCACUAAAAUUGCAAUUAUACGCUGCCUACAUCGCGGACAACGAUAUGUGUCAAGCAUAUUGCCGCUGAUAACGUUGAUAGGCGACGUGCGCGCCAAAUUCCGCACUCUUUACACGGGCGCCACCAUCAUACAAUGCAAUAAGUUUAUAAUUAAACAUCAGCGACAGUUCUUGGACCGCAUGAUGGGCCAAGUGGCAUCGGCCAAGGAGCGCCAGGAUCUGUUCAAGCGCGUCAUGGAGCUCGACAUGGACAGAUAACAUGGAGGUU
Drosophila novamexicana is the source of this 500-nucleotide messenger RNA. RefSeq lists its product as uncharacterized. Lineage: Eukaryota; Metazoa; Arthropoda; Insecta; Diptera; Drosophilidae. Gene Ontology annotation, molecular function: ribonuclease P RNA binding. Gene Ontology annotation, biological process: tRNA 5'-leader removal. The transcript is spliced from 3 exons. Bases 53 to 490 code for a protein of 145 amino acids. The record is from RefSeq and is a predicted model, not a curated record. Gene Ontology annotation, cellular component: ribonuclease P complex.